Molecule: messenger RNA, 190 nt
Organism: Racocetra persica
Lineage: Eukaryota; Fungi; Glomeromycota; Glomeromycetes; Diversisporales; Gigasporaceae
Source: the annotation of a GenBank genome assembly
CCUGGGCCUGACCCUGGUGAAAUAAAUGAAGCAAUUAGGCUCUUUUCUGGUUUAGCAGACCUUGAUUUUGAGCCUGGUUAUAAUAAUCAUGUAUACUUUCAAUAUCUGUCUAAUAGUAAAGAUGAUAUCACUCUUCUAGAUGCCCAUCAUUCUGAGGAAAAUUUUGAUAAAUAUAUUAUUCGGGUUGCAG